Rhineura floridana is the source of this 1139-nucleotide messenger RNA. It is a transcript of the gene MDFIC2, whose product is annotated as MyoD family inhibitor domain containing 2. The transcript is spliced from 5 exons. The coding region runs from base 1 to 669 and encodes 222 amino acids. NCBI's taxonomy places the organism in Eukaryota, Metazoa, Chordata, Lepidosauria, Squamata, Rhineuridae. The record is from RefSeq and is a predicted model, not a curated record.
AUGUCAGAAGCAGAGACAGACACAGUGAAAAUUAGAACAAGCUUUGAAAAUGACCAGCAAAAUACUUCAGUGUUGUUGAAAGAAGGAUUGACCAACCUUACCUCACAACCUCUUGGAGACCAAAACAGUUGCACCAAGUCUCUUCCUCUGCAAGUUCUCCCUAUCGUAAUUCUGAAUACAGCAGAUCGUCCAGAAAAUCAGCUAGCAAUUAAAAAUGAGAAGCCUAUGAAAGGUAUUGUUCUCAACUCAGUAUCAGAAUUCAGUAUCACGGAUGUACCAUCCAAGGACACCAAAAAUGAGAGAAAACUGUCAGAAUCUAGUACCUCUACACUGUCAUCUCUUAGGAAAUGCAGGACACAGUUCAGCUACCUUGAAGAUGAUGCAUCAGUCCAUGAAGGGGACAGCAAUGAUGAAUGUGCCACACUCAUCUUGGCCUGCUUGUUCUGCCAGUUUUGGGACUUUCUGUUCAUGUUGCCCGAUGUCUGUGAAAAUUGGUUGACCAAUGUGUGCUGCCCUUCCCAUAGAUAUUAUCAAAGUUCAAGCGACAACCCCAACAAUGGUGACUGCGCCUGUAAUUGUGACAUUGAUUGCAGUAUCCUUGAGUCUUGUCAUGAAACCGGCGAGUGUCUAGAACUGGCUCUGGAGAUCUCUCAAGUCUGUUAUCACUAAUGUAAAACCAUUGACAGCAUUUCCACAAACCAUCCCUGCUGAAACAGACAUAGCUCCCUGAAGGAUAUAUUUGUUUAAACAGAAUAAUAACAGUAGUAAUAAUAAUAAUGUAUAAAAUGUAUAAAGAGAUCAUGUUUGCUAGCCAGGGUUGUGUAAAUUUAUCUUGUUAUAAAUCUUGUACAUUCUGUAUAAUACCACAAAGAAGAUUCUGUUUUUAGGAUUUGCUGAAGCUGGGGGAGGAGAAAAGGAAGCCCUGAAAUUACCUGCAUAGUUUUGCAACAGAUUUUACAAAUUGUAUGUUAUAUUUAUUAUUUAGAACAUUUGUCAAUUAACAAAGUACUCUGGGUGGCUCACACAGAGUUCAAACAAUAUGCCAUCAAAACAUUAAAACUAAUAACAAAUCAAUCAAUUCAAUUUCCUGCCUAAAAAUCAGGUAGCCACUACAACUUAAACAGAUUUAAGCUGUCUAA